AUUGCAGAAUCAAGAAUGGGGAGCAAGAAGAAGAGGAAGAGAGGGGAGGAGAGAGCAACAAUUCACCCCCGAAACAAGUACGCCAAUAAUCCGCCGGACUUCAAACUCUUGGCCUCUCUUUACCCAUCUUUCGAACCUUUCGUAUUCUACUCUUCCAAUGGUCGUCCCAAAAUCGAUUGGACCGACUUCAAUGCCACCAGAGAGCUUACUAGGGUUUUACUUCUCCAUGAUCAUAGCCUCAAUUGGUGGAUUCCUGAUGGACAGCUCUGCCCAACAGUGCCCAACAGAUCUAAUUACAUUCAUUGGAUUGAAGAUCUUUUAUCAUCCAAUUUCAUUGCAGAAACUUGCGCUGGUGGUGUUGUGAGGGGUUUUGAUAUUGGAACUGGAGCCAACUGCAUUUACCCACUUCUUGGUGCAUCUCUUCUGGGUUGGAGCUUUGUUGGCUCAGAUGUGACAAAUGUAGCACUAGAGUGGGCAGAGAGAAAUGUUAAAAAUAAUCCACACAUAUCUGAACUGAUUGAAAUUAGAAAGGUUGGAAAUGCUGAGGAGAAACACGAUUGCCAGUCAGUCAACGGGGAAAGUAGUAUUGAUGCUGACCCUGGGCCUUCCUCCUCAUCUUCACUUGAAUUGCUUUCAGGUGUGAAUAUGAGUUAUAAUGGACCACCAGUACUUCUUGGUGUUGUCAAGGACGGUGAGAAAUUUGACUUCUGUAUGUGUAAUCCGCCAUUCUUUGAGACAAUGGAGGAAGCAGGAUUGAAUCCAAAUACUUCUUGUGGUGGAACCCCUGAGGAGAUGGUUUGUUUUGGUGGAGAACAGGCUUUUAUCAGUCAUAUUAUUGAAGAUAGUGUUCAAUUGAACCAAUCUUUCCGGUGGUACACUUCGAUGGUUGGAAGGAAAUCAAAUCUGAAGCUUCUGGUGUCUAAACUUUGGAAGGUCGGAGUGACAGUAGUAAAGACAACUGAAUUUGUCCAAGGCCAAACAUGUCGAUGGGGACUUGCUUGGUCUUUUGUGCCUCCCGCCAGGAGGAUAAUAUCAUCUCAUGUGGCUGAGAAGAAUGUCCUGUCUUUCAUGCUUGAGGGUCUUCAUCGCCAAUACAGUCCCAUGCUGGUGUUGCAAUCAGUGGAGUCUUUUUUCUGUACUAGUGGUGCCUCCUGUAAACUAAAUGCCUCCUUAUUUACAGUUGAUGUUACUGCAUCAAAUAAUCAGUGUGAUGCUAUCCUGAAGAACUUGGUUCAAAAUACUGAUGAAGCUGCAAGUUGUCAAUCUGAAUCGAAAACAUCCGGUGGUUCAAAUUGUCCACAAACUCCAACCAAUGACCUUUGCUUCCGCAUUUCGGUCUUUCAGCAAAUGCCUGGUACACUUUUGGUUAGAGGAUCAUUGUGCCUCAAAGAAAGGGCAGUUGCAGGGGCAUUUUCACCGAUUUUCCAACAAUUAGAGGAAUUUUUGAAAAAUAAAUUCUGUCAGAGAAAGCAUUGAUAGGUUGUUCCUCCUCAAACCCAGGAAGAUAUAAAAUAUUCAUUAACACCUAGUUAUAAACCAGGCACAGAAACAGCAGCGGAAGAUGUUAGAUUGCAACUUGUGGUAUUAGAGCAAAAACUGUAUAUCAUGCAUCAUUUGGCACGAGGCUCGUGCACUGGCUUUGCCCUUCUUAUAGAAAACUCUUAUUAAAAUACUUUUUGGUUGUCUACUUGAUUUCUUCCUUUUCGGGCCUGAUCUUAAGUUUGAUCGGUUUCUCUCACCAAGUGUGCAGUUGUUGAAUGCUUCUAAAGUAAGGGAUAUGCUUGUAAAGGUUAUGGCAAGAGAAAUGUAAUGCUCAAAACUUCCUUGUCAUUUAUUGCUGGUGUAUGGGCUGAGGAAGGAAGUUACUCAAAUAGAACUUCUGAAUUUCUCGAUUUGUUAGGAUGAAGGGAAUUUUUUAUGUGCACCUGGUAAUUGUUUUCUACGAGCAACUAUACUUGUUUCUGUUGUAUGAUCAUAUGCAAUUUUUGGUUAAUACACCAUGAUUUUAUAUU
Cornus florida is the source of this 2012-nucleotide messenger RNA. RefSeq lists its product as uncharacterized. The coding region runs from base 16 to 1476 and encodes 486 amino acids. The transcript is spliced from 8 exons. NCBI's taxonomy places the organism in Eukaryota, Viridiplantae, Streptophyta, Magnoliopsida, Cornales, Cornaceae. Gene Ontology annotation, biological process: rRNA base methylation. Gene Ontology annotation, molecular function: 23S rRNA (adenine(1618)-N(6))-methyltransferase activity. The record is from RefSeq and is a predicted model, not a curated record. Gene Ontology annotation, cellular component: nucleus.